This is a messenger RNA of Punica granatum (pomegranate), 840 nucleotides long. The record is from RefSeq and is a predicted model, not a curated record. Lineage: Eukaryota; Viridiplantae; Streptophyta; Magnoliopsida; Myrtales; Lythraceae.
AUGAAAGGCAGUUCUGCUUCAGUUACUUUCCCAGUGAACAAGAGUGGCAAAAGGAAAUGGUCAUUGGCUGAGGAUGCGGUCCUCAUCUCUUGCAUGAUUGACCUACGAAAUAUGGGCACCCACAAUGCCGACACAGGGUUUAAGUCUGGUUACUUGCUAGAACUUGAGAAAAUGCUAUUGGAAAAGCUCCCGAAUUGUGGUAUCAAGGCGAGACCUCACAUUGAAUCUCGAUUGAAGACACUGAAGAGGGAAUGGGCUAUCGUGUAUGAUAUGAUGCUUAAUACAAGUGGCUUUGGAUGGGACUCAACACGGAAGAUGGUCACGGCGGAAGACGAUGUCUGGGAGACUUAUGUAGCGACUCACAAAGAAACUGUUCCAUUUAGACUGAAAAGUUUUCCCCAUUUCGAAGAAUUAUUUAUGAUAUAUGCGAAUGAUCGAGCUACUGGAAAAGAUGCUCAAACUAUUGAAGAUAUUCUGCAAGAGCUUGAGAUUGAAGAUUUAACUGGAGUAGCCGAAGAAGCGGAUGUGAAUCAUUCAAACCCAAAUGAAUCUGCCAAUGCUAAUACCCUUACACCGGGAGAUGGUUCGCACGCUCAUCAACCACCUAUAAAUGCAACGGAGGCUUGCAUGAUGCUAUCAAAGAGUGUUCACUCGGACAUCGUUCAAGAGAAGUUCCUUGAACUUCCGGGAGCUCUUCGCAAUGUUGAUGGCCUGACUUCAACACAAGUUCGCAUGGCUAUUCAAAAGUUCAGUAACCACCCGAAUUAUAUCUUGCUUUUCUUUGGUACCGAUCCUGAAUACCGCUUGGAAAUGGUUCAGGAUUUCAUUGGAAAUCAUUAA